Dicrocoelium dendriticum is the source of this 1387-nucleotide messenger RNA. Lineage: Eukaryota; Metazoa; Platyhelminthes; Trematoda; Plagiorchiida; Dicrocoeliidae. The record is from the annotation of a GenBank genome assembly.
GCUAUUGCACAUUAGUUGCACUGGUCAUAGCUGUAUGUAUCGUCUUCUGAUGUCUUUUGUGGAGCUAUCGAUCCCUUUUUUCCUGGUUUUUGUUCUGUGGAAAGUUCUCAUUCCUUUCGUUCAAUUACUAUUCUGCUAUUUACUCGGGCGAACGUUGUUCUCCAAGCGUGGCUACCUAAGACUAGCUGGCGAUUGGGCAGUCGUUACUGGCUCAACAGACGGAAUCGGGAAAGCUUAUGCUCAUGAACUGGCCAAGGAUGGUCUGAAUAUUGUUCUUAUUAGCAGGAAUUCUGAGAAACUAGAACUUGUCGCUGGAGAGAUUGAGAGCACAUACCGAGUCAAAACGAAAACUAUCGCAUGUGAUUUCACUCAACCUGACAUUUACGAAAUGCUAGGACGAGAACUCGGUUCCUUAUCUUCUAUUGCCUGCCUUGUGAACAAUGUUGGAUUCUCCUACCCGUACCUGGACGCUUACGUCGACGCGAAAUUCAUAGACCUGCAGUUUAUUCGCAGUAUGAUCAAUUGUAACAUGAACUCCGUGGCAAGCCUGACCAAAAUUGUACUGCAAAAAAUGGUCUGCCAAAAAUCAAAAAACGCGGCUAUCAUCAAUGUCAGUUCAUUUUCUGGCGUUCUUCCCUUUCCUUAUCUCUCACUCUAUAGCGCUUCGAAGGCGUUUGUUUACCAUUUCUCCAAAGCUUUAGCUUAUGAAGUUGAACGGAAUGGAAUAUUGGUCCAGUCCGUUUGUCCCAUGUUGGUUGCUACUGCCAUGUCGGGUGUUAAACGCACCAGUUUCUUCGUGCCUAGUCCACAACGUUGCGCAUCCGAUGCUUUGAGUUUGCUAGGUGUUCAGCAGAUGACCCACGGUUGUAUAGGUCACGCCAUACAGGCUUACUUACUUUCUAUCUACCCGAAGGUGUUUUGUAAGGUUGCAUAUUAUGGCUAUCUGAAAAGCAUGCGUCGAAAGAAAAAGCUCGGCUAUUGAUUUUGCCUUAAGGCUUCGCAAUUGGCCUUCAUCUUCACCUGUUCACUGUGUACGGCUUUCCGUCUUCCACUUUGAUUCAUUCCUACCUAAUUGGUUAUACCUGCUGCCUUUUCCAUUUUUCUCCCAUUUCGUUUUUCAUCCCACGGUUCCGGAGCACGUAAUUGACUGAAUUUGCGCUUGUUAUGCGUCACUGCCUUGCCGUUUCAUUCUUGCUUACAGCGGAACAACUUUUCUUCCAUCGUCAAAUAAACUAAUGUCCUGCAUAUUCUGCUGCUUAAAUCCUUGGGUUAGCAUUCUCGAUGAUGUAUCUUGUGCCAUCUAUGGCCGUAUGGUCCGUUAUUUCUUUGUUUCGAAUCGUUUUACGUCCUUCCUACGCGGUUCACACCACAAUCCUUCAAAUAUGCG